Molecule: messenger RNA, 2302 nt
Organism: Homalodisca vitripennis (glassy-winged sharpshooter)
Lineage: Eukaryota; Metazoa; Arthropoda; Insecta; Hemiptera; Cicadellidae
Product: zinc finger protein 513-like
Exons: 3
Coding region: 184-786 (200 amino acids)
Biological process (GO): regulation of transcription by RNA polymerase II
Cellular component (GO): nucleus
Molecular function (GO): RNA polymerase II cis-regulatory region sequence-specific DNA binding; DNA-binding transcription factor activity, RNA polymerase II-specific
Source: RefSeq, a predicted model, not a curated record
UAGAUCAUCAUAAUCAACAAUUCAAUCUAAGAGUGAAGCAACCACAAAAGUGAACUACGAGGCUGCAAGGAUAAAAAGGCAUAGCCUAAAAGAAGAGGAAAAAAACUGUGAGAAGAGCACUUAGGUCUAGAGGAUAGAUGCACCAUAAUUGAUAGCCACCCAAAAAUGUGCUGAAUUUACAACAUGGAUGACAACUCUUUUAAAUGUUCCUUGUGCAGCUAUACAAGCAUGAAAAGUGUGCAAUUAAAAAGGCAUAUGUUAAAAACGCACACAGGGGAGAAAAAAUUAAAUUGUUCCCUGUGCAACUAUGCAAGUAUAAGAAAAUGGAAUUUACAAACACAUAUGUUAACUCACGCAAGUGGAAAACCAUAUAAGUGUUCCCAAUGCAGCUAUGCAAGUGUUACAAAACGGCAGUUAGAAAAUCAUGUAUUUACUCACACAGAAGAAAAACCAAUUAAGUGUUCCCCUUGCGACUAUGGAAGUAUUGUGAAAAGUAAUGUACAGUCGCAUAUGUUAACUCACAUAGGAGAGAAACCGUUUAAGUGUCCCUUGUGCAUAUUUUCUAGCACUGCAAGGGCACACCUAAAAAAACAUAUGCUAAAUCACACAGGUGAGAAACCAUUUAAGUGUUCCUUGUGUGAUUAUGGAAGUAUUGUGAAAAGUAAUGUACAGAGGCAUAUGUUAACUCACACAGGGGAGAAACCAUUUAAGUGUUCCUUAUGCAUCUAUUCAUGCACUCGGAGGAUGUGUCUAAAAAGUCAUAUGUUAACUCAUUAUGUGAGUUAAUAUUCAAUGCAUCUGUUAAUGUGCUCAUAAGGUGCAUCUAAAUACUCUUGUUAAGGACUGUGCCUGUGCAGCUUUAAGUAUACUUCAAGUUCAGGCUUAAGAAGACAUUUGUUAACUCACACAGUUGAAAAACUAUUUGAAUCGUUUCUGUGCAACUUUAAGUGUACUGAAUCAGAAUUAAAAGUGCAUACGUUAACUCAUAGGUGAGAAACCAUUUAAGUAUUCCCGGUGCAACUUUAAGUCGAAAUAAUGUCAGUUAAGACACAUGUCAACUCACAGGUUAGUAACCAUUUAAGUGGUAGCUGUGCAGUUUUAACUGUACCUUAAGUUCGUGUUUAAGGAGCCAUAUGUUAACUCACAUAGGUUAGAAAACAUGUCAAGUUUUGUGUGCAACUGAAUUUACUAGCACUCUUUGAGAAACCAUUUGAGUCUACCUAAUUGAUAUAAUCCUUCACUAAGAGGGUGAGUCUAAACACACACAUUAAUUCACAAAGGUAAGAAAUGAUUUAAGAUCUGUCUUGAGUAGCUGUAACUAAAAUCAAUGAACACAAUGCCAUAAAAUAAGAAUAAGAAUAUAUUUAUUCAUAAAAGUGUUACGUACAUAUUUUUAAACAAGUUACAAGAAUUGUAAACUAAUAACUUAAGUAUCAAUUUAACAAUAUUUAGUACUUAACACACAUUUAAAUAUACCACUUGCAUGAUGACUCUUACAUAAAUAAUCUAAAAGUAAAACAGGAAAUACUUCAGUUAUAUGAUUAUACUACCAAAUAUUUUAAUAAAACAUACUUUUAUGAAUAUAUAGGGCCUCUAAAGGCAAAGCCUGUGCAAAGAUUCCUUCAUAAUAAAUUAAAUUCAUGACAGCUCAGAUAGAAUGUUGACAAUUAAUUUUGAUUAGAAAAACUCCUGUUUAUCAAAUAUCUAUGUUACUUCUAAAUGUAUACUUAUGUGCAACUCUGAUCCGAAUAAAACGUUUUAAUUAAUGGUAUGCAGAAAACAAUUUAUAUUCUGGUUACUUAAUAGCCAUAAUUUCAAUAGUUUUGAAAAUUAUGUAUAUUUUUUAAUUAUUUAUAUCUUUUGGUAUUGUAUUAAAUAUGUUAGGUCCUAAAAACAAUAGCUUUUUCUAAAAAUAGUUAAAUUAGGUUUUGGAACUGCUACUUUGUCUUUGUGCCUUAAUUUAUUUUUGUAGAUAUUAAUUAAUACAGGCAAAUUACCACUAGUGACAUAAAAUAUUUUUAAAACCUUAUACACAAACAAAUAUGUAAUGGAAAAAUUUUUAAACUUAUAAAUAAUGGAUGAGAUGGCUCGUAUCCACAUUUUCUUUUAACUAAUCGAAUGAAUUUCUUUUGUUGCAUUAGAAGAGGCUUUAAAUUCGUUUCAUAGGUUCCACCCCAGCAAAAUAUUCCGUAUUCUAAUCUACUCUUUACUAAUGAAAAAUAUAACAUUCUUAUAACUUCCUCUGUAUACAUAUUUUGUAGAAAAUAAAAGGUUCUUAAAACACCAUUAAGCUUUUUAUUUA